UGUAUGUCAUUGUUUGAUUGUUGGUCUAAAAUCUUGGUUCUUGAUGUGUUCAGUGAUUUUGAUUUGAAAAGAAGUAAAACAGCUUGGAAACAUCAGUGUGCAAAUGGUAAAAAAUGUCUGAAAUGGAAGUAACAGAAAGUAGUAACGAUUGCUCCAAUGAUUCACUUUUAUUGGAUCGAGUUUUCUUACGGCUUGGAAAUGCCGACUCGGAUGAUCAACUCGAGAGCUGCCUUAAUAGGUUUCUGCCUCCCGUUAUCCUAAAACUAUCUUCUCCUCAUGAGCAGAUUCGUACUAAGGUAAUGGAACUCUUGGUUCAUGUUAACAAGAGGGUUAAAUGCCGUAACGAUGUGCAGCUUCCUGUUGAAACACUUCUUCAGCUUUAUAAAGAUCCAGCAGCCAAUAGUUUUAUUAUCAAUUUUACCAUUAUCUAUAUAACUAUGGGUUUCCCAAGACUUCCACGGGAGCAACAAAUGAAUUUAGCUCCAGUGUUGCUUGAAGCAAUUGAGAAUAAACCACAGGCACACCAGGAUAGUAUUCUAAUGUUAGUGAUGCCAUUGCUGGGUGAUAUUAAGGAGCAAAGUCUUAAUUUAAAAGAGAAGCCAAAAGUAUCUGCAUUGAUUUUAAAGUUUGCAACUGAUGUGCUCCUUUUGCCAUAUAGAGCUCUACCGAAUGCAGGUGAAAGCGAUUUUCAGGUACCACCUGGUAUGAGUCUAAAAUCAUACAAGAGGAUUGUAGAAAAACAUCAAAUUAAUCCUAACCAACUUGAAGAGAUGAAAUUGUCAAUUGUUAACUUCAUAAGCAAAGAUAUAUUUAACUCAAGCGACAUACUGCUACCGCUGAUCGUCGCGGCGGCAGAUUCCCGGUUCAGCAUCGCCAAUCACGCCAAUAGCCCACUGAUUAGGGUCAACAGCUCAGUAGACUGGUCACAGCCUACAGUAGUGUCUCCAUUAUAUGCAUUGUACUUGGGCACUUGGGCAGGCUUGAAAGUCCCCGCCGAUGACCGGAAGGUACCUGCGUGUACAAGACUCCGUUUAAAAUUGAUUCAAUAUCUCAAUAAAGCAACUGGUCCAGCAAUCAUGUUUCCGCACUGUAUUCAGGUAGUGUUUUCGUCAUUGUUUGAUCCGAACACAAAUUCACGUCUCCGUAAUAUGGCGCUCAUGUUUCUACUGAAUGUAAUCAACAGCGGAGAUCAAGCUCAGCUGGCAAAGGUGGCGGUUAUAUUCUUGAGAGGAUUAUUGAAGUUAAUAAGAUCUGAAGAACAUGCAGAACACCAGCCCAAGGCUUACAUGUGUUUAGGCAGACUAGCACUAAAAUGUCCAGAGUCGUUCAGCGACAAAUUCGCGUUGCUCGAGGAGCUUGUGAAGAAGAUUCCAGAAGCCGUGCCCGAGAUGAGGACAGCGCUACGAGACGCCUUGUUAGAGAUGGCCGUGGCAUACAAGAUCAAUCCUGAAGAUAAAGUGGAGCCAAUGGACACGUCAGAAGGCGCCAGCACGUCCAGCGAUAAAAUGGACGACGAAGAGAGCUCGGAGAGUAAGAAGCCGAGGCCGAGUCCGUUCGACGAGCCGCAAGCACUCGCGCUCUUUGCGCUAUUAGAUCAUUACAUGCAUAGUGAGGAGCCUAUGAUCCGAUACAUCGCUAUGCGCUACUCAGCAGCGGUGUUCCCGCAAGACUACGUCCCCUCAAGAUAUUUGCUGUUAUUGGCCAGCGGAGACAGUCAAGAUGAUGUUUCAACGGAAGCUCUUAAAUGUCUGUACGGUACAUCACGACCGAACGAAAUAGAGGAUGUUGUGAACAACGUCUCAGUAAAAGACGAUAACAUAGUGAAUAUAGAUGAGGAUGUAACUUCUAAAGAUAAAGACAAAGCCCAAGAGGCGCAGUUGAAAGUACCGAAGUUCAAGGACGUGGUCAACUACAUAUGGGAUCAGAUGCAAAAGAGGAAGAAGGGCUCGAACGCUAAACACAGGUUUGUGGUUGGCAAUCACGUUCUGCAGUUUCAUCCACAGACAUAUCAAGAGAUUUUGAGGUAUUUGAGGAUGUGUCUAAACCGCGACGCAAACCUCAAAGAUUGCUCAAAGCAUCCCAAUGCCACCUCACCGAUGUUAGCUAAAUACUUCCAAGAAAAUUUGUUGGAAACCGAGGUGCUCGAUAGAUAUUUAACGAUGAUUACUUCACUUUUGAACGCUUCUCCAGGUAUCAUGCCUUUAACAUGCUUCUUGGAUAUUGUGGGCUGUGUGCCAUCAAAAAUGGCUGAAAAAUACACUGUAUUACUGCCAUUUAUGAAGAAUCUUUUCGCAACCAGCACUAAGGAAGAAAUCCGUGAAACAUCUGCGGCUAUUUACGCUAUAAUUUCUGUCCAUACAAGUAAUAAAACGGACAUAGAGAAGGAAAUAAACGAAUGUGUAGUACAGAGUCGCAGCAACAAGAGUUUGGAGUCUCAGUGUGGUUAUUUGAUGGCAUUCACCCAUUUGUGUGAGAGAUGUAUAGUUUUGUCGAGACGCGGCAAAUUCGGUGGAAAAGGAUUCAAUCCUAGUAGUUGGGAACCUUUUAGAGAAGGUGUAAUAUGUCUUGCCAACUUCUUAUCAAAUCCUCAAACACUUUUAGUGAGUACAUCGUGUACUGCAAUAUCCCUCCUAGUCCGAUGUUCUGCUUUACCAUUACCUAACUCAUCUCCAAGUCAAGAAUCUCUAAUAGCAAGCGAGAACCCUUUCAAAGUCAACGAAAGUAACACCUCAGUUUCCGAAGGUGAAGUGACGAAGUUCUCAGUCGCCGAAAGGUUGUUUAAAAUAGUGGGAAAUGCAAAAAUACCAUCAAAAGUUAAAGAAAGGUCGUUGUAUACGUUAGGGUUAAUGUGUUGCGGCGAAAGACUUGUGUUCUCCAAACAAAUUGUUAAAGGAUUUUUACAAAUGGCUAAAGAUAGUAAAGAAUUUGAAAUUCAUCUACAAAUAGGCGAAUCUUUAGUGCUUUGUGUAGAAGGUGUCAAUUCUAACGAAAACAGAGAUCUGUGGACCGAACUGCCUAAAGAGGGCGAGGCGAAAAUAAAAGACAUAGAAGCGCUGAAAGAAAAUGAUGAUCUAUUAAAAUGGCUACUAUUAGAGCUUUUCAAAAUUGGGAAACAUCCACACCCACACUCUAGACAGGCCACCAGUAUUUGGUUGUUAGCAUUACUGAAAAACUGCCCCGAGCGCGAGCCAAUAAAGAGCUCCCUGCAACAGCUACAGGAUAAGUUCAUGGAUUUCCUAUCAGAGAAUAGUGAUAUUGUUCAAGACGUAGCCAGCAAAGGGCUAAGUCUGGUAUAUCAAAAUUCAGAUGAAAGUCAGAAGAAGGCGUUAGUAGCGCAAAUUAUAGAACAGCUUACAAGUGGUAAGCGCUCCGUAACACAAGUGACGGAAGAUACUAAGAUAUUUGAGGAAGGACAGUUGGGAACUGCGCCUACUGGAGGCAAUCUUUCUACAUACAAAGAACUGUGUUCUUUAGCCUCGGAUUUAAAUCAACCGGAUUUACUGUACAAGUUUAUGCACUUGGCACAUCAUAAUUCUAUGUGGAAUUCCAAGAGAGGAGCAGCAUUCGGUUUCCACUCGAUAGCGCUUCAAGCUGGCGCUCAAUUGAGUGAACAUCUGCCUCGAAUCGUGCCACGCUUGUAUCGAUAUCGAUUCGAUCCCACGCCGCGAAUACAGAACUCCAUGGCCAGCAUAUGGCAUGCCAUCGUGCCCAACACACAGCAAACUGUUCAUAAGUAUCAUAAAGAGAUUCUGAACGACUUGGUGGCCAACAUGACGUCGAAUCAGUGGCGAGUCAGAAUGUCCUGCUGCAACGCUCUUACAGAUCUGUUAAGGGGCGCACAAAACCUGCGGCAGUCGUUGGAGCAGCUGCCGACGCUGUGGGCGCAGCUGUUCCGCGUCAUGGACGACGUGCACGAGGGCACGCGCCAGGCCGCCAGCGGCGCCGCCAAUGUACUUUCCAAACUAUGCAUCCAGGCUUCAGAUGUUAACCAGGGUAAAGACGGGAAGGAAAUCGUGUCUGCAAUAUUGCCCGUUCUACUUGAUACAGGGAUAACGAAUCUGGUUAAAGAAGUGAGGAGUGUUAGUUUGCAAACAGUGUCGAAGCUAGUGACAGCGGCGGGUAGCAGCUUAGCGCCGUUCUUGCCGCGUUUAGUGCCGGCUCUAGUAGGUGCGGCGGGCGAGUUGGAAUCCGCUAAACUGUCGUACUUGAGCACAGCACUGGCGGACAGUGGCUCGCGCGAGUUACUGGACGAUAUGCGCGCCAGCGCGGCCCGGCACCAUUACACCACUGACACCGUUGUUAAGUGUAUGCCAUUCAUUACCAUCGACACCUUCAAGGAAAUGUUACCGAGUAUACUAGAAUUGACUAAAUCGCCGCAACUCGGCACGAAGGUUGCGUGCGCGCAUUUCUUAGUUCUCGCCGCACAUUACUUGAGAGCCGAACUUGAACCAGUCGCGGGAAAGAUCAUGUCCAAUCUGUUGAAUGGGAUUUUCGAUAGAAAUGCGACAGUAAGGAAAAACUAUGCCGAGGCACUCGGUCAAGUGUCUGCAUAUGCUAAGCCUCAAUCAAUAGAGAAGUUAAUGAAGAAAUUGGUAACUUUGUACGAAACAAAGGAAGACGAUGCGUCAAGAUCGGCGAUCGCGUUGACUCUGAAGUCCGUGGCCAAGGCCAAGAUCGAGCAUAUAAAGGACAAUGAAGAGACUUUAGCACCUGUAGUGUUUUUGGCCAUGCACGCGCCUAAAGAAGAUGAUUCGACGACGGUGGAAACAUUUGAGGAGAUCUGGUCCGACAUGAGCCCAACGCGCGAGAGCGGCAUCCGGCAACACUUGCCUGCUAUCCGGGCAUACAUUGAGCAGGCGCUCGUGUCGGGCAGCUGGACAAAGAAGAUACAGGCGGCAAAUGCAAUAAAAACGAUAUGCAAAGAGAUGUCAAGUGGUCUGGGCGAGGAGCGGGAAGCCUUCAUCCGCUCCCUGCUCGCGGCGGUGCAGGGGAAGACGUUUGACGGCAAACAACACAUCUUAGAGGCUCUAGCGGAUUUAUGCGUCGUUAAGGAAGGCGAGGCAGCCAUGUCUCCCGUGCUAGCGACGGAGUGCGUGGACGCGCUCGUAGCGGAGAGUCGCAAGCAGGAGCCGGUGUACAAGCGACACGCGCUCGUCGCUCUGGCGCGCGCCUUCCCCGCCGCCAGCUGCGACCGCUUCCAUCAACUCUACGAGAUCGUCAGGCAGAUUCUGUCCAAGGAUGAAUUGGCUAUGGACAAGGAUUCAGAUGAAGAAGACAAUGAUGGAGUGAGACAGAGGCGGGAGCAGCUGACUGCGCUCAAAGAAGCCGCUUAUGAUCUGUUGGGCAAAGCGUGGCCCAAGGAUCCUCACACACAAGAAAAAUACCAAGAUCUUUUCUUCACGCAUUGCUCCAAAGCGUAUCCGACAAGUUCUCGAUCGACACAACUGGCUAUUUUGGCGUCCAUUGCCGGUGUAGUGGAAAAGCUUGCUAUACUUAACAGUGCCGGGGAGCCAAUGGAAACUGACAACGUGGCGCUGUCGAACGGAGACAAGGCAAUCAGCAGCGUGACUGACCAUGUGGCUAACAUAAUAGAAUAUACACUCAAGAACAGUAAUCAAGUUAGAAAUAGGAGAGACGCGCUUAAUUUAAUGGAAAUUAUGAUCAAACGCUUAAAAGAACUAAAGAAAACGGAAGAAAUAAGCAAAUUACGUGAUAUUUACCAAAUAUACGCUCAAGACUUGUCGAAAGAAUCCUCACACGAGCUGAGAUCUAAAGUAGAUGCUAUAAAAGUCUAUUUUAAAUAGUGGACACCAGUGUUACCUUUUUAUUUAUACACAAAAACUGACAUAAAAUAUAUGAGUUUAUACCCAAUAUAUGAGUUUCCACAUAA
Molecule: messenger RNA, 5890 nt
Organism: Maniola jurtina (meadow brown)
Lineage: Eukaryota; Metazoa; Arthropoda; Insecta; Lepidoptera; Nymphalidae
Product: proteasome-associated protein ECM29 homolog
Exons: 37
Coding region: 114-5804 (1896 amino acids)
Biological process (GO): proteasome assembly
Cellular component (GO): cytoplasm; nucleus
Molecular function (GO): molecular adaptor activity
Source: RefSeq, a predicted model, not a curated record